Molecule: messenger RNA, 1289 nt
Organism: Scutellospora calospora
Lineage: Eukaryota; Fungi; Glomeromycota; Glomeromycetes; Diversisporales; Gigasporaceae
Source: the annotation of a GenBank genome assembly
AUGCAAAACCACAUUCCAUUGCUAGUAUUUGAUAUGAAUGCACAAACAAAUAGUGAUUCGGAUAGCAAAAGUAACUCAGAUAGUGAAAGUGACUCAGAUAGUGGAAGUGACUUGGACAAUGAAGUAAUUGCAAUCACAUUAAAAAAAGGCGCUUAUCGCAAUAUAUCUGCAAUUCUUCGGUUUAUCGUUCCAAAACUUGUAGCAAAUAAAGUUCUUAGCUAUGAAACCCCUAUAAUAUAUUUGAGAAUCUCAGACGAUGGAAGAAACGUUGAAAGAAAAAUAAAACAUAUAAUAGUAACUCUAGCAAUUCUUAAUGACCAAAAAAAUCUAAUGAAACCAGAAAGGCAUUAUACAAUUUUAUUAUUUUCUGGAACCGAAAAUUAUACUUCACUCAAAACUGCUUUAGAGCCAAUUCGUCAUAAAUUACGAGAAUUGCAUGAAAAUGGUUUUAUUGAUACUGAUUAUAGACGAUGGGAAAUUGAAGUUUUUUUUUCAUCUGAUUGGAAAUUUCUGGCAAUAAUAUUAGGUUUUAAUGUGCCUAAUGCAUUUAAUUUUUGCCCGUGGUGUUUUUGUACCAAAGAUUUAAUAAGCGACUUAAACCAAAAUUGGCUAAUAACAAAAAAAAUCGAUCAAAUCAAAAAAGAUUAUCGAAAGUUCCCAGGUCAUAUUUAUUCACCUAUCUUGGAUAUGAUUUCAAUGACUCAUUAUGUAGUGAAUCAACUGCACCUAAUGCUACGUAUAACCGAUCAUUUGUGGGAGUUGGCUCUAAAUGAAUGCAAAAAUAAUGGUCAUUUCAUAGAUAAAAUGAGGGAGUUAAUAUGCAACGAAAUGAGGGUUAUUGGCCCGGACAAAUUAAAAGUAAUAGAAAACUUUAAUCUAAGUAUAAUGUUACCACAAGCAUAUGCUACAAAAGUUCGAAAACUCUGGUCAGGAUUUAGUGAACUUUAUAAAAUGCUAGAUCAGAAUAAAUUAACAGGAAAUAUAUUCCGUAUCAAAGCUCGUGAAUGGCUAAGUAUAUUUUUAACACCUUCCCAAAUUAUUCCUGGUACUAAUACAAUAGAUAAAGGAUUAUACACACCAAGUGAUAUAACUCCUUAUAUACAUGUUCUAAUCUAUCAUGUUCCAGAAUUUCUAGAUAUUCAUUUACAAUGGGGAUUUGGUACAUUUUCUUGUCAGCCAGUUGAAAAGAAAAACCAUCAACAUGUAUCAACUUUUUUUUCAAAAACUUUAAAAAAUGGUACGCAAAAAUCUGCUAUCUUAGAAAUAUUAGAGAUAGAAAAUAGAGCAUU